AUGUCUACUCCUAGACCCUGGGCUGCUCCUAAGACAAGAGAAACUAGGCUGAUGGUCAACGCCGAUCAAAGGGAAGAGGUUAGGGGUUCUGCCUUGGAAUCAGCUGCUCAUCCACUCCAAGCCCGGGAGGAAUCUCAGCGGCCCCUUCCCAAGGGUCUUCUUCCUGGGCUCACAGAGUGGGGAGGAAUGCGGGAGCAGCAAGACGCCAUGGAGAGGGGAGUCCUCCAAGGCCAGGACAAGACCAAGAUUACUUGUAAACCAGAAGAGAAGGAUUCCCCAAGUAAAGUAUACCUUCGCCGCUUGCAUCAGAUGUAUUUAUCUUCCCUUGCUAACAUGGACUUCUCCAGGAGACUGCUGGAGAGGAACGGCUGGUUUGCAGAUGUGGACCCAGAGGGCAGAGCUGGAGAUCUGCUGGAUUACAUGCUCCCACGUGGACACGGGCUGUGUGCAGUGCGGCCGGAGCCCAGGGGCAGGAGGACGGGGGACACAGGGCCACCUGGACAGCCGCCCACAGCACUGCCCCCCCUCCGCUUCCUGAAAGGCGACACCCCAGCUGGUAAAAUGGAAGAUCCCAGCCUGAAGACCAGAGGACACCCAGCUGCCCACUGUGACAUGAUUAAGCUUCCAGAACACAAGAAGGGGACACUUGCUCCUCCCAGGAUGACCCCAUUACCUCUGACUCUGGAACAAGCAAUUUGUGCAACAGCCUUCUUGGCCAUGAGCUUGAAGGCUGUCUCUGUAGAGAGUCAUUGCCCAGCAUGCCAGCACGGAGCCUUGCUGUCCAGAAGUGUCGGGCUAAGGACGGACAUGGAAGACGAGUUUAUUUUGACUGUUGUGUUGAAAACAGACUAUAGGGGCAAGAUGCUCGUGUACGGGUAA
Messenger RNA from Lontra canadensis (Northern American river otter), 879 nucleotides. RefSeq lists its product as uncharacterized. Lineage: Eukaryota; Metazoa; Chordata; Mammalia; Carnivora; Mustelidae. The record is from RefSeq and is a predicted model, not a curated record. The transcript is spliced from 8 exons. The coding region runs from base 1 to 879 and encodes 292 amino acids.